Molecule: messenger RNA, 1097 nt
Organism: Megalobrama amblycephala (Wuchang bream)
Lineage: Eukaryota; Metazoa; Chordata; Actinopteri; Cypriniformes; Xenocyprididae
Gene: ifi30a
Product: IFI30 lysosomal thiol reductase
Exons: 7
Coding region: 58-828 (256 amino acids)
Cellular component (GO): lysosome
Molecular function (GO): oxidoreductase activity, acting on a sulfur group of donors, disulfide as acceptor
Source: RefSeq, a predicted model, not a curated record
UGAUGUACACAUACACAUUUCCAUUUCGAGAACAAGGCAAGCAGGUGACCAGGAAUCAUGUUCGGCUUUAAACUGUCUGUGUUGUUCUUCGCUGUAGUGUCGCUGAGUAAAUGCAGCGCUAGGUCUGGUUACUCCUGUAAGUUUCCACCUUCACAGUGGUGCGACUCUGCAGACAUUGCAGCUGAAUGUGGGGUGCUGGAACAAUGCGCGAAGUUUAAUGUCACAAAGCCCAACGCUGACAAAGUGAAUGUGAGCCUGUACUAUGAGUCUUUGUGUCCUGGAUGCAGAAAUUUUCUUGUAUUUCAGCUCGUGCCAACCUUCUUGAUGUUGUCAGACAUCAUGAACAUUGAGCUGGUUCCAUAUGGAAAUGCACAGGAGAAAGAAGAUCAGGGGAAGUACACCUACGUCUGUCAGCACGGAGAGGAUGAAUGUCUUGGUAACAUGAUUGAGACCUGCCUGAUGAAUAAACUAGGCUUGAAAGCUUUUAUAGUCAUUUUUUGCAUGGAGUCAGGAGUAGAUGUGCUGAAAGCUGCCCAGCCUUGUCUUGGACUCUAUUUUCCUGAAGUAACAUGGGAUUCAGUCAUGGAGUGUGUGAAGGGAGACCAGGGCAAUAAAUUAAUGCAUGAAAAUGCAGUAAAAACAAAUGCUCUGAAGCCCCCUCAUCAGUAUGUGCCUUGGAUAACCAUUAAUGGAGAACACACAGACGACCUUCAGGAUAAAGCAAUGAAUUCUCUCUUCAGUCUUGUGUGCAGUUUGUACAAGGGUGAUAAACCACCUGCUUGUGGUCAAGGGUUGAAGAAGACACCCAGCAGUUACUGCAUGAAGUGAUCAUUCAAAUCUGAUAACAACACUACUCAUGUCAGGAAUGGAGACUGUGUAUAAAACACAAGUGAAUACAUGCUGAAAAUGAUGUAUUUGCAUAUUUUUUUUUUAUUUGAAUAACUGUUGUUUUAUGCCUAUAUGUACAUGAAAGUGUGAUUUUGAACAUUGGUUUUGUGCUGCUGACUACAAUCGUUGACCUUAUUUUUAUACAGUCACGUUUUAAACCAUUUUGUAUGCAUGCAUAAAAUUAAAAAAUAAAUUUCCAUCACAUUAAA